AUGGGUUUAGAAGCAGAAGAACUACCGGUUGAAAAAGUCAGUCCGAAAGAUUUACUAGCACCACCGAAUGCAGCGCCUGAAGACCCCGCAGCGGACGAAGAAGCAGCGCCACUAGCUCCGUGCCCACUGAAAAAUCCAAGCGUACCCACAGGGCCAAAUCCAGAGGCUCCCGUACCACUAAAAGUUCCACCAAAUCCUCCCUUUGAGUCUGCAGUUGCUGCACCAAAUGCUGAUCCUCCCGCAGUCCCAACAGUGCUCACGUGGCCAGAACCUCCACCAACUCCAGGUGAACCUCUAGAACCUCCACCCACUUCCAGCGAACCACCUCCUGGACCAAAGGAUGUCAGAGCUGAAAUGCUGCCUUCAGUUUCAGACACUUUAGAGUGUUCAUCCGCAAUCGCUGACGUAAACCCACUGGAUGAGCUGAAUCCGGAUACUCCUGCACUAGCAGCCUCGCUAGUCAGCACGGCAGCUUUUUGGAAUCCAGCUGAAAUUUCUCCGAAGCUUGGAGCUUUACCCAAAGCUGUUGCUCCUAAAGAUCCACCUGAAGUUGUUUCAACAAAUCCAGAUGCUACUGAUGCUUCGUUAAAUCCAGAUACUUCACGAAAUCCGGAAGCACCACUAAAUCCAGCUGCUCCGCUAAAUCCAGAUGAUUCACUAAAUUCAGAUGAUCCACUAAAUGCAGCUGCUUUUGAUGCUCCGAAAAAUCCUGAUGUUCCUCCAAAUCCAGCUGAUCCUGAUGCUUUUUCAAAUCCAGUAAAUCCAGAUGUUCCUUUAAAUCCAGAUGCUCCUCCAAAUCCAGCUGAUUCUGAUACUCCUCCAAAUCCAGCUGAUUCUGAUACUCCUCCAAAUCCAGCUGAUCCUGAUUCUCCUCCAAAUCCAGCUGAUUCUGAUACUCCUCCAAAUCCAGCUGAUCCAGAUGCUCCUCCAAAUCCAGCUGAUUCUGAUACUCCUCCAAAUCCAGCUGAUCCAGAUGCUCCUCCAAAUCCAGCUGAUUCUGAUACUCCAAAUCCAGCUGAUCCAGAUGCUCCUCCAAAUCCAGCUGAUCCUGAUGCUCCUCCAAAUCCAGCUGAUUCUGAUAUUCCACCAAAUCCAGCUGAUCCUGAUUCACCUCCAAAUCCAGCUGAUUCUGAUACUCCUCCAAAUCCAGUUGAUCCAGAUCCUCCAUCAAAUCCAGCUGAUUCUGAUACUCCAAAUCCAGCUGAUCCUGAUUCUCCUCCAAAUUCAGCUGAUUCUGAUACAACACCAAAUCCAGCUGAUCCUGAUUCUCCUCCAAAUCCAGCUGAUUCUGAUACUCCUCCAAAGCCAGCUGAUCCAGAUUCUCCUCCAAAUCCAGCUGAUUCUGAUGCUCCUCCAAAUCCAGCUGAUUCUGAUGCUUCUCCAAAUCCAGCUGAUUCUGAUAUUCCUCCAAAUCCAGCUGAUCCAGAUGCUCCUCCAAAUCCAGCUGAUUCUGAUACUCCAAAUCCAGCUGAUCCAGAUGCUCCUCCAAAUCCAGCUGAUUCUAAUGCUCCUCCAAAUCCAGCUGAUUCUGAUGCUCCUCUAAAUCCAGCUGAUCCAGAUGCUACUCCAAAUCCAGCUGAUUCUGAUGCUCCUCCAAAUCCAGCUGAUUCUGAUGCUACUCCAAAUCCAGCUGAUUCUGAUGCAGUCCCAAAUCCAGCUGAUUCUGAUGCUCCUCCAAAUCCAGCUGAUUCUGAUACUCCAAAUCCAGCUGAUCCUGAUGCUCCUCCAAAUCCAGCUGAUCCUGAUGCUCCUCCAAAUCCAGCUGAUCCUGAUGCUCCUCCAAAUCCAGCUGAUCCUGAUGCUCCUCCAAAUCCAGCUGAUCCUGAUGCUCCUCCAAAUCCAGCUGAUCCUGAUGCUCCUCCAAAUCCAGCUGAUUCUGAUGCUCCUCCAAAUCCAGCUGAUUCUGAUAUUCCUCCAAAUCCAGCUGAUCCUGAUGCUCCUCCAAAUCCAGCUGAUCCCGAUGCUCCUCCAAAUCCAGCUGAUCCUGAUUCACCUCCAAAUCCAGCUGAGUUUGAUGCUCCUCCAAAUCCAGCUGAGUUUGAUGCUCCUCCAAAUCCAGCUGAUCCUGAUGCUCCUCCAAAUCCAGCUGAUCCUGAUGCUCCUCCAAAUCCAGCUGAUCCUGAUUCACCUCCAAAUCCAGUUGAUUCUGAUGCUCCUCCAAAUCCAGCUGAUCCAGAUGCUCCUUCAAAUCCAGCUGAUUCUGAUUCUCCACCAAAGCCAGCUGAUCCAGAUGCUCCUUCAAAUCCAGCUGAUUCUUUUACUCCUCCAAAUCCAGCUGAUUCUGAUUCUCCACCAAAGCCAGCUGAUUCUGAUGCUCCUCCAAAUCCAGCUGAUCCAGAUGCUCCUUCAAAUCCAGCUGAUUCUGAUGCUCCUCCAAAUCCAGCUGAUCCAGAUGCUCCUCUAAAUCCAGCUGCUUCUGAUACUCCUCCAAAUCCAGCUGAUUCUGAUACUCCAAAUCCAGCUGAUCCAGAUGCUCCUUCAAAUCCAGCUGAUUCUUUUACUCCUCCAAAUCCAGCUGAUUCUGAUUCUCCACCAAAGCCAGCUGAUUCUGAUGCUCCUCCAAAUCCAGCUGAUCCAGAUGCUCCUCCAAUUCCUGCUGAUUCUGAUGCUCCUCCAAAUCCAGCUGAUUCUGAUGCUCCUCCAAAUCCAGCUGAUUCUGAUGCUCCUCCAAAUCCAGCUGAUCCAGAUGCUCCUCCAAAUCCAGCUGAUCCAGAUGCUCCUCCAAAUCCAGCUGAUUCUGAUGCUCCUCCAAAUCCAGCUGAUUCUGAUGCUCCUUCAAAUCCAGCUGAUCCAGAUGCUCCUCCAAAUCCAGCCGAUUCUGAUACUCCACCAAAUCCAGCUGAUCCAGAUGCUCCUCCAAAUCCAGCUGAUUCUGAUGCCCCUCCAAAUCCAGCUAAUUCUGAUGCUCCUCCAAAUCCAGCUGAUCCUGAUUCUCCAAAUCCAGCUGAUUCUGAUACUCCUCCAAAUCCAGCUGAUCCAGAUGCUCCUCCAAAUCCAGCCGAUUCUGAUACUCCACCAAAUCCAGCUGAUCCUGAUGCUCCUCCAAAUCCAGCUGAUUCUGAUGCUCCUCCAAAUCCAGCUGACCCUGAUUCUCCAAAUCCAGCUGAUUCUGAUACUCCUCCAAAUCCAGCUGAUUCUGAUACUCCAAAUCCAGCUGAUCCAGAUUCUCCAAAUCCAGCUGAUCCAGAUUCUCCUCCAAAUCCAGCUGAUCCUGAUUCUCCUCCAAAUCCAGCUGAUUCUGAUACUCCAAAUCCAGCUGAUUCUGAUACUCCUCCAAAUCCAGCUGAUCCAGAUUCUCCUCCAAAUCCAGCUGAUUCUGAUGCUCCUCCAAAUCCAGCUGAUUCUGAUGCUCCUCCAAAUCCAGCUGAUCCAGAUGCUCCUCCAAAUCCAGCUGAUUCUGAUACUCCUCCAAAUCCAGCUGAUCCAGAUUCUCCUCCAAAUUCAGCUGAUCCUGAUUCUCCUCCAAAUCCAGCUGCUCCUGAUCCUCCAACUAAUGAAGCUGUUUGUGCUCCACCAAAUCCAACUGUUUCUGAUACUCCACUAUCUCCAUCAUUUACUUUACUGGAUCCAACUGCCACACCAAAUCCAGCUCCUCCACCAAAUCCAGCUACUUUACUGGAUUCAGUUCCUCCAAAUCCAGCUCCUUCACCAAAUCCAGCUUCACUACCAAAUCCAGCUACUUUACUGGAUUCAGUUCCUCCAAAUCCAGCUCCUCCACCAAAUCCAGCUCCUCCACCAAAUCCAGCUCCACUACCAAAUCCAGCACCUCCACCAAAUCCAGCUACUUUACUAGAUUCAGUUCCUCCAAAUCCAGCUCCUCCACCAAAUCCAGCUACUUUACUGGAUUCAGUUCCUCCAAAUCCAGCUCCUUCACCAAAUCCAGCUCCUCCACCAAAUCCAGCUACUUUACUGGAUCCAACUCCCACACCAAAUCCAGCACCUCCACCAAAUCCAGCACCUCCAGCAAAUCCAGAUCCUCCACCAAAUCCAGCACCUCCACCAAAUCCAGCACCUCCAGCAAAUCCAGAUCCUCCACCAAAUCCAGCACCUCCACCAAAUCCAGCACCUCCAGCAAAUCCAGAUCCUCCACCAAAUCCAGCUCCACUACCAAAUCCAGCUACUUUACUAGAUUCAGUUCCUCCAAAUCCAGCACCUCCACCAAAUCCAGCUACUUUACUGGAUUCAGUUCUCCCACCAAAUCCAGCUACUUUAGUGGAUUCAGUUCUCCCACCAAAUCCAGCUCCUCCACCAAAUCCAGCUACUUUACUGGAUUCAGCUCCUCCACCAAAUCCAGCUCCUCCACCAAAUCCAGCACCUCCACCAAAUCCAGCUACUUUACUGGAUUCAGUUCUCCCAUCAAAUCCAGCUCCUCCACCAAAUCCAGCACCUCCACCAAAUCCAGCUACUUUACUGGAUUCAGUUCUCCCAUCAAAUCUAGCACCUCCACCAAAUCCAGCACCUCCACCAAAUCCAGCUACUUUACUGGAUUCAGUUCUCCCAUCAAAUCCAGCUCCUCCACCAAAUCCAGCACCUCCACCAAAUCCAGCUACUUUACUGGAUUCAGUUCUCCCAUCAAAUCCAGCUCCUCCACCAAAUCCAGCACCUCCACCAAAUCCAGCUACUUUACUGGAUUCAGUUCUCCCAUCAAAUCUAGCACCUCCACCAAAUCCAGCUCCUCCACCAAAUCCAGCUACUUUACUGGAUUCAGCUCCUCCACCAAAUCCAGCUCCUCCACCAAAUCCAGCACCUCCACCAAAUCCAGCUACUUUACUGGAUUCAGUUCUCCCAUCAAAUCCAGCACCUCCACCAAAUCCAGCCCCUCCACCAAAUCCAGCUACUUUGCUAGAUUCAGCUCCUCCACCAAAUCCAGCUCCUCCACCAAAUCCAGCUGCUUUACUAGAUUCAGUUCUCCCGCCAAAUCCAGCACCUCCACCAAAUCCAGCUACUUUACUGGAUUCAGUUCUCCCAUCAAAUCCAGCACCUCCACCAAAUCCAGCUACUUUACUGGAUUCAGUUCUCCCAUCAAAUCCAGCUCCUCCACCAAAUCCAGCUACUUUACUGGAUUCAGUUCUCCCAUCAAAUCCAGCACCUCCACCAAAUCCAGCUACUUUACUGGAUUCAGUUCUUCCACCAAAUCCAGCUCCACUACCAAAUCCAGCUACUUUACUGGAUCCAACUCCCACACCAAAUCCAGCUACUUUACUGGAUCCAACUCCUCCACCAAAUCCAGCUGCUUUUCUAGAUUCAGUUCCUCCACCAACUCCAACUUCACCACUAGAUCCAAGUCCUCUUCCAAAUCCAGCACCCGCGCUUGAUCCAGCGCCCGACCCAAUUCCAGUUCCCCUACCAGAUCCCUUAUCAGAUCCGGCUCCCUUAUCAGAUUUAAUUCCCGCGCCAAAUCCAAAUGCACUUUGUGCUGCUGCAGCAGAAGCUGCUACAGUUUUACUAGCUGCCGCAGACGCUGCUGAGAAAGCAGCAGAAGCACUCGUGGAUAGCAAAUUGCUGCCGGAUAGAGUUUGA
Messenger RNA from Procambarus clarkii (red swamp crayfish), 5520 nucleotides. The record is from RefSeq and is a predicted model, not a curated record. NCBI's taxonomy places the organism in Eukaryota, Metazoa, Arthropoda, Malacostraca, Decapoda, Cambaridae.